UCACAAGUUAACCGAAUGCAGCAAGUCAUCCUGACUCUGUUCUAUUGCCAUUGUAGCUCUCACGGGGCUGUACUAGUGGUCGCCUCUCAGAGGGUGCAGUCACAUAUAAAUAGUCAACUACAAGCGCCUGCUUCUUAUUGUCACGUCGGACGCUUCUUUUUUUUUUUUAAUUCGAGCUACUACUACCCCCGACAAUACAAAAGACGGGACACAUGGACCCUGACAACACGAACGCGGAGGCGAAGAGGACGCUGCUGAGCCACGCCAAGACUCUGAGGCUGCACACCGGAAAUUUAGUCAACAGAACCCGCCUGAAGAAGAAAUGCCCGUGCUCGCCCGGCGAGGAGCUUCAAGAAUGCAUUCAAGCUACACUAAGCAGCUCGUUCUCCACAAUAGAAGCCCCGAAUGAGGACUUCCCAGAUGCACUGGAUUGUAACAUCCCCCAGGCCACAGAUGCCAUUGUACCUGAGGAGAGGGAUGAGCUUAAGGUUUCAGCCAAGCUGUUCCUCUUUGAGUCGGGUCAGUCGUCCAUCAGAGAUGCAGUGGAGAUGGCCUGUCAGACGCUGGCUGUGUCCCAGCUGGACUCGGUUAUCAUAGCACCGCGCAGGCUCCUGGGCAGCGAUGACCAAACGCUAGCUCCCCUUCAGCCAGCGUGGGAGGAGCUGGAGGCGCUCGUCCGCAGCCAGAGGAUCGCCGCCAUCGGCACCUCCGACCUGGACAAAGACCUGCUGGAACAGCUCUACAACUGGGCUCAGGUCAAGCCCAGCAGCAACCAAGUGAACCUGGCAUCCUGCUGCGUGAUGCCCCCUGAGCUAACCGCCUUUGCGAAAGAGUUUGACAUCCAGCUGCUCACACACAACGAUCCUACAGAGUUGAUAUCAUCGGCCACCUUCCGGGAGGCAAUGCAGGAGGGAACGCAGCACGUUAGCACGGCCGACUGGAGGCUGGAGUGGCUCCUGCGCUACUCCGUCAUCGUCAAGAGCCGCGGGAUCAUCAAGGCCAUGGGCUACCUGUUCAGCGCCAAGAAGGCGGAACUCUAGCGGGAUGCGGGACAAGCGGGGGAUGAACCCAUUAUCAUAUUUUCCAUUCAUCACCACAUGCAAAGUAAACGGUCUCCAAACACAGAAGCUGCCAAUCAACUUGAACGUGCCCAUCGCAAAUUUACUGUCGCAUACUCUCAGAAAGUUGUCAUCACAAUCACAAUGGAUUUUAUUGCCAUUGUCCAUGAAAGGUAUAGUCAUGACUAAGAUUAUUUUUUCGGUCCAAUGAUGCAAUAUGAAACACAGACGGAACUAAUAGUAAACAAGUUAAAAAUACAUAGUAUUUGUAAAAUUCAAGUAUCGGGUCAUUUCCAUAUAAUCCUAUUAAUAACGAUAAAAAACCGUGAUUCUUUUAGGUUUUUUUUUCAUAAUUUAACUAUUGUUUUAUUCUGCCUUGGUUUAAUAUGUAUAAUUGUCUCCCUUGGUGAAAUAGCCAUGCUUAAAGUCAUAUUUUCAAAGGGUUAUUGAUUUAAAAUUUUAUAAGCAGUGGGUGUAAGUGUGAAGUUUAGCGCAAUUAUGAUAGUGAGAUCAUUUAUUUUGAGCCGAAUCACUUUUGGAAUGGGGGGGGGGGGAGACAUACUACUCUCAAAAAGUUAGGGUAAUCCAGCUUUUGGGUGAGGUUUUAGGAUGAAACUAAAAUGGACUAUAAGCGUUACAACCUUGUCACAAUGUGAAUUUUGCCGUUCAGCUACUUUAAAAGAAAGUUGUGCAAAAAGUACUGAAAAAUUGAACAGUUGGACUGCAUUUACAAGUUUAGCAAAGGUUAUAUUUAUUUCAUUUUUAAGGGUUGCAUUGCAUUAUGGAUUCUUCCUGAAAUUCUACCCCAAAAGUUCAAUAUCCCUAACUUUUUGUGAGUAGUGCAUGAAAGUGGGCCUUUUCCGGUACAUUUUAUUUUUUGUGUGUGCACAUGACAAUACACAAAACAUACCUCUAAUCCCAAACAUAUAUGUUAACAUCUCAGGAUGUUGCAGUAAAUGGGAAGAAAAAUGCAGCUAUCUGCAAUCAAAUGGUCUGGAUGGUGUCAUAAAGACAACCCUUCACUGCUAACCUUUCUGAAGUAGUUUACGUGAAUAAGCGUUGCCUUGUGACUUGUAGCUUUACAUCAAUCGUGAAGUGGUUUCCUCGGCCCUGUUCAAAUGUGAAGUGCCUCACAGCAGCUGAUCGUCUCUCAUAUCAACUUGUAUCAUCAAGCGUUCAAUAGCUCAAGAGACUCCAAAGUAAACAUAAGAGGUGAAUGUGUUUGUUUUUUUUUUUUUUUUUUAAAUAGUGCUGGUGAUACUGAAAUGACAUCUUUUAGAAGGCAUUUUUAUUUAUGAAUCAAUACUCACAUGAUCUGAUAAUUUUUUUAAAUAAUAUCUGCUGUACUGGAAACAUUACCUCUACUGUCAUUCAUUAGUAUGUCAUAAAUUGGCUUUAUUAAAAUGUAUAUAAAAGACUACUGUUGGUUGAUUGA
Molecule: messenger RNA, 2493 nt
Organism: Phycodurus eques (leafy seadragon)
Lineage: Eukaryota; Metazoa; Chordata; Actinopteri; Syngnathiformes; Syngnathidae
Gene: gclm
Product: glutamate-cysteine ligase, modifier subunit
Exons: 7
Coding region: 213-1040 (275 amino acids)
Biological process (GO): glutathione biosynthetic process
Cellular component (GO): glutamate-cysteine ligase complex
Molecular function (GO): enzyme regulator activity; glutamate-cysteine ligase catalytic subunit binding
Source: RefSeq, a predicted model, not a curated record